Messenger RNA from Trichoderma asperellum CBS 433.97, 1278 nucleotides. RefSeq lists its product as uncharacterized. The record is from RefSeq and is a predicted model, not a curated record. Lineage: Eukaryota; Fungi; Ascomycota; Sordariomycetes; Hypocreales; Hypocreaceae.
GCCACCUAUCCGCCUCUCCCCUCUUUUUCGCCUCUUCUACCGUCUACUUUCUCCUUCUGUCUUCCUCGAUUCAUCCAGCAACUAUACUCUCCUCCUUUUUUUUUUCCUUUUGUCUCUCACGCCAUUUGCAAGGUCCAAUUCUUGCAUCCGCCCAAGUCGUCACUGUCUAGCCGCCCAUCCUGGAGAAACGACACAAGCGACGCGCCAACGACACUCAGAUCCACCAUCCCAGGCCACCCAUAACCAGCAAACCGCCUGUUGCAUCAUUCUCCUUCUCGCCAUCUUCUCUUCGUCUUACUACUUUUAUACCUUCUCUGUUUAUUCUUCUCGCCUCUCAAAGCUUCACUUUGCUUUCCGUCCCGCCACCCAGAGCCAUGUCUGAUACAUCUCCCAACGGUCCCGGCACCGGCCACCGCCGCAGUUCAAUCACCCAGGCCGCCUUGUCCAACCUGUUCUCCCGAGGCCCUUCAAAUGCACCAGCUGGCCCUCCUUUCCCCAACGGCAAUGGCAACGCCGAUGCGCAGAGACGCCGCUUGUCAAUCACCACCAUUGGACUCUCCGGCACUUCGCCCACAGAUACCACCUCUUUCAUGCGACGCGGCAGCAUGUCCACCAACUCAGACUCCAUCAACGAAAACGCCAUUGAGGAUGAAGAUGCCAUGUUUGGCGGCCCUAGAACGGCCCCGACCACGCCCUUUGCCCGGCACAUGAGCUUUGGAGGCAAUGCUGCCAUGCGAACCUUCCGCAAUGGAAGCAGCCCCGGAAAUGACCAGUAUGGCUUCAAUUGGUCCGAGCAGCUUAGAUCCCGCGCCGAGAGCUCCGUUACCGGAUCCCGCCCUUCCUUUUCUUUCCAAGGCACCGGCUCCCAUUCUCCUCCGAGAGCCAUGCCCAACCAUGACCGCUCAAAGUCCAUCUCCGACAUGCCACAGCCUCCCGCACAGGCGUCCGCUGUUAAGCCUAAGCAGCCAGAGCGCCCCAAGCCCGAUGCUUUCCAAGAGAGAAUUCUCAAGGGCGACUUCUACAUGGACUGAACCUGCCAUGUAUGGCCAUUUCUACUGCUAGCGUAAUACGCUAUCACAAUAUAUGUUGCUAUUACGACGACUGAGAGCGACUGCAAUCUACUUCGCUCACUUGGAAGGGGCUGACUCUUUUUCUCUUUCGAUAUCUCUUCGAUUUCUGCUAUUAAUUUACUACUAGCAUCUAACUCCAUGCUCUGCGCGAACGGAUAUGAUCGACACCCGAGAAUCGACUUGAAGUUCAUGAUAGUAUGAGAGUGCA